CGCAACACCUUUUAUUCCCUCUUUUCCAAUAUGUACGAGCACUUUCAUCAGAUCAGGGACGAAUACCACAUAAAACACACUUGUUUAAACUUACCUUACAACUCUAUUUUUCCAAGGUUAAAAGGGAUAAUUAGUUGGCUAAAUGAAUCUACCCCAUUUCAUGUGCAUUUUAACUUUUCCUCAUUGCUUCUUGUCUUUUCCAAAUAAAAUGUUUUACAUAUCCCCCAACAAUAAAUGCAUCCUUCCUUUGACCCCAACAUUCACUCUGUUCCUUAACUAACAUUAGCUGUGCAAGACCAACUUCACUCAUGGAACCACCAAAAAGACCUUUGAGCCUUCCCUCAGCAAUAAUGUUUCUUCUUUGAAGAACCAAAUACUUGGUUUCCAACUGUGUAGAAUCCAACGUAGCAAUGGGUUGUUGUGUGAGUUCUAGUCACAAAACCUCCACCUCGCCACUAAGAAAGUUCCGUGGUUCACCGCAACCUCUCACUCAUCGAGAGAAACCUCAAGAAAGCAGCAGAGAGGAAGAAAGUGAGACAGUGAAGCAAGUUCUCUUGGAAGCCCGGAAACGGAAUCCAACAACCUUUGCCAAACCAAAACCUCAAAAGCCACUCCAAUACAAGGUCAGAGAUGAACAGAGCAAAGUUCAGAAAAAGUCUUUGCCCAUUUAUAAAGCGGAAGACCCCUCGGAUGAAGUUUGCAGCUUGAGCGAAACCGUGUCCACAACUACUUCAAUCACCGAGCCAGGACAAGAAACGCGCAAAAGGGUCGAUGUAUCUCAGGCCAAAUUGCUGAAAAAUCGUUCCUUUCCCGGUGAGAGAAGAGAGAGAACAGUGCAUGGUCCAAGGAACAAUGUUAGGUCUGUGAGGCUGGUUCAGUGCAGAGACCAAACGGCUCAGAAAACGGGCAGCGGUGGAACACUUCGCCGGCAAGAUCCAGCCGAGAAAUCUUUCCGGCAGUCAAGGUCGCCGGCUACCGGAGGAUCUAGGUCCGUUGUGGGUCGAAACCCAUCUGUGAGAAAAACUAACCGUUGCCCGGCAAGGGUAAUAACAAGCACGGCGGGAAACGAUUGCCGGAGAAAGGAGAAUCUGGCGACGGCAAGGAAAUGGGUUUCUGGCGGCGAGUCACUGGAGAAUCCACUUGUGUCACUGGAAUGCUUCAUAUUUAUAUAGGAUGUUGUGAUUGUGCAGCAACGGUGGUGGGUGGCGCCACCAGUGAGCCACCGUUGAGUGGGUGAGCUAAGUGUGAAGUGAUGUUAUGAGUACUCGUCAUUUAUUAUUUCUGUACUUUCUUGAAUCUUCUUAAUUACUUGUGCAGUGUGGGUGUAAAUAUGGUAAGUCAAAGGUCUGAAAUAGUACAUUGUCUUAACUUUUGGACUGUGACAAUGGCAAGGUCCAAAAACAAAACAAAAAAAGGUAAAAAAUUCCUGCAGAAGAAUUUAAAAAACAACUGAAUUUGUUGGUAGAAUAGACCCAAUGGAUGGAGUGGCAGGUUUUGGAAAUUAGCCUCUGCAGGAAGAU
Messenger RNA from Vigna umbellata (rice bean), 1520 nucleotides. Lineage: Eukaryota; Viridiplantae; Streptophyta; Magnoliopsida; Fabales; Fabaceae. The record is from RefSeq and is a predicted model, not a curated record.